Messenger RNA from Fusarium fujikuroi IMI 58289, 1074 nucleotides. RefSeq names its product related to pentalenene synthase. NCBI's taxonomy places the organism in Eukaryota, Fungi, Ascomycota, Sordariomycetes, Hypocreales, Nectriaceae. The coding region runs from base 1 to 1074 and encodes 357 amino acids. The transcript is spliced from 6 exons. The record is from RefSeq and is a predicted model, not a curated record.
AUGAUUGCGACUAUAAACGGAGACACAAAGAUCAAUGGAAAGGGCCAUCCGACCGAAGUCCGCAUUCCGGACAUGUUUGGUUCCAUAAUGUCUGCGACGCCUAUGGUGAACCCUCACCACUUCAAGGUCAAGGCCGCAGCCGACGCCUUCAUAGCUGAUUAUCUCAAGAUGGACAAGCACGAAGCGACUAAGAACAGAAAGGCCGACUUCUGUUUCUGCGCCUCUGCCAUGGCUCCUCAUGCAGAUGCAGAGGCACUAAGGACCAUGGUUGACUGGCUGAAUUGGAUCUUUUACUUUGACGACGACUUUGACGAGGGUCAACUUGACCGAGACCCAGUAGCCGCAGAGAAAGAGAUUAGACAUACACUAGCUGUACUCGAAGAAGGUGCUGAGAUUCCAGACAGAGAGCUGCAUCCCUUGCGAUAUUUGUUUCGUACCAUCUGGGACCGAGUUAAAGAGAGGGCUUAUCCUGAUGUCCAGACUCAAUUCAAGAUCACGCACAAGCGAUACUUGGACGGCCUGCUGCAUCAGGUCGAAGCGACACGCGAUGGAAACGGUCAACCUCGGACCGAGGAGGACUACAUCAGAAUGCGGAGGAGGACUGUUGGUGGGUAUCCAUGCAUCAGUCUCAUCGCCUAUGCCCACAAUGUAGACUUGUCGCAGGAGGCAUUUGAACACCCUUCUGUUCAAGAAUGCAUAGCUGUAGGCUGUGACCUCGCUUGGAUCCACAACGACAUCGUCUCGUACAAGAAAGAUGUCAAGUCAGGUAUUGAGCACAACUUUAUCACAGUCUUGAAAAAGAAUGGCUUUACCACUCAACAAGCCAUGGAUAGAGCAGGGGAACUCCAAGACGAGUGUUAUCGCAGAUGGUACCUUGCGCUGGCGAGCAUGCCUAUCUGGGGCGAAUCUAUCGAUCGUGAAGUGUUGAGAUAUAUCGAGGCAUGCCAUAGCUUUCCUCUUGGUGACUUGCUCUGGAGCUUCCAGACAGGGCGAUACUUGGGGGCCACGGAGGGAUAUAAGCUGCACGAGACGAGGGUGUUGGACCUGUCAGAUUUGGAACCUAUUGCUGUGUGA